Molecule: messenger RNA, 1592 nt
Organism: Glycine soja
Lineage: Eukaryota; Viridiplantae; Streptophyta; Magnoliopsida; Fabales; Fabaceae
Product: ethylene-responsive transcription factor ERF110-like
Exons: 2
Coding region: 405-1373 (322 amino acids)
Biological process (GO): ethylene-activated signaling pathway; regulation of DNA-templated transcription
Molecular function (GO): DNA-binding transcription factor activity; DNA binding
Source: RefSeq, a predicted model, not a curated record
UCUUACAUGUAUCUCCUUUUUCCUACCCUUUUUGCCGACUAGCACGAAAGAGUUGCCAAACCGCCAAUGGAGAGGUUCUCUCCACACACAAUACACCACCGACUGACUCUUAUAUGGCGGCGCCUGCAAACAAUUUGAACCUUUCCAUUUCUUCCAUCGUUCCGUUUAUAUAUGAAACAAGUCACUUAUAGGGUUGUGAGAUUGAAGGGGUAUUAUUUUUUCAUGCAGAAACGAGGGAUCAUCUAAUUAAACCAGCUUUCAUCAGGGUGUGGGUGAUUUAUUGUAAGCUUUUUCUUAUUAUCUUCGAUUGUGUUUACACGUGUGUGUUAAAGGUGGCGAAUCCUAAAGAGAAGGGAAAUGAGGUUGAUGACAAUAAGGAAUUGAUAUUAUUCCAUGAAGGGAUAAUGAACAACCCUACAUUGUCAAGGCUAUUUCCGGGUUUGAAUAGGGAGAGGGAGAUGUCUGCUAUGGUCUCAGCUUUGACCCACGUGGUCUCCGGAGAGGUGCCAAUAACCGGUGAUUCUUCUUCUUCUUCUUCUUUGGUUCUUCAUCAUCAACCUCAUGAUGAUACUGUUAUUGUUACACCAACCAUGCCUUCUUCUUCUUCUUCAUCUACUUAUGUUGUUGGCACCUCUUCUCUCAAGAGAAGUAGGGAAAAUGAUACAUAUACAUCAUCCUUAUUCUCACAUCCACCUUCAUCAUCCCCUGCUAUGCCAACAAGGGCAGAAUAUGCAACAAGGGAAAUGGGAAAUUCUGUGUACGAAUACAGAACAACAACAGAGAAUGCAACAAGGGAUGAAGGAAGGAGAAAAUACAGAGGGGUGAGGCAGAGGCCGUGGGGGAAAUGGGCAGCAGAGAUAAGAGACCCAUUCAAAGCGGCAAGAGUAUGGUUAGGAACAUUUGACACAGCAGAGGCAGCAGCUAGAGCAUACGAUGAAGCUGCUCUUCGUUUCAGAGGCAACAAAGCCAAACUCAAUUUUCCUGAGAAUGUCACUCUCCGACAACCUCAAUUCACUGUUUCCAAUUCUCCAUCUUCUCUUGUAUCUAUUACAACAUCAACAGACCCAGUUGUUCACAGUACUCGACCUCUUCUUCUUCCUUCUCAGGCUUCAACUGCGACCAAUGUUUACGAGUAUUUUCAACUCUCGGGCUUCCCCACCAACACCAACCUUUAUGAUGGUAAUAGGAUGUUUGUGACGUCUAAUGCCAUGGCUUCUCAUCAUCUUCAAUCUUCGUCUUCGUUGUUGUCGUCUUCUUCUUCUGCGUUUGUUUCUUCUGUAACUUCUCAGGACACUUCACUUUCUUCGUUGUAUUCUGGCCAGUUGCCACCAUGGUCAAAGGUUUCUGGUCACAGCUCGUCUUCCUCCGGAUGAUCCUUUUUGUUUAAUGUUUAUGGAAUCUGUAUUUUUCUUCUUUCACUAUCAUAAUCUCUUCAUUUUUUUUUUUUAAAAACAUUAUACUUCUAUUAUCUGUAAUUGCAAGACUAGCUUGCCAAUACGUACAUUCAUGAUUCAUGACUUUAGAUGAUUAAGAUGUUUAUGGAGGAAAUUAUGGUAUUAAAACCUUCACAAUGCAGAAACUGUUUAGUCUUU